Daphnia magna is the source of this 924-nucleotide messenger RNA. RefSeq lists its product as uncharacterized. The transcript has 4 exons. The record is from RefSeq and is a predicted model, not a curated record. Bases 151 to 669 code for a protein of 172 amino acids. NCBI's taxonomy places the organism in Eukaryota, Metazoa, Arthropoda, Branchiopoda, Diplostraca, Daphniidae.
UGAACUUGAAAUGAAUACAUAAAUAGCCAUUGAAAACAUUCUUGAACGGGCAUUCGAGUCUAGCUAGCUGCCGACAUUGGACGCGUUUAAAAACAAGUCAACUGAAAGUCUGCACGCCUGAACGUUACGGUGUCAAUCACAUAAUACAAAAUGAUUGCUAUCGCCUUUCUAUUUUGUGUCACCGUGGUGGCUUCUGCUCCGCUGGAAGCUCCACGACCGUUAGGCCAAAGUUCCAAAGGCGGUUGGGGCUACUACACUACCUACACACCAAAUGGAGGAUACACGGCAACGUACAACGCAAAUGAAAAGGCACCCCGUGUUGCAUUUAACCAACUGGCCGUUUCUCCAGCCGGAAUUCAACCAUACGCCGCCCUGGCCGGUGUUCCAAACUACGGUUUGAGAUACUUCCCCUUUAGCCCUUCGCCCGCCUACUAUCCUUACGGAUAUCAAGAUCCAUCGGAAAACUACGAUUUCGAAGGCGAGUACGAAACGAAAUCGGACGACGUGGAAAAUAAAGACGAAGUAGACGAUGAGCGAGCUAACAACGUCAACACUCAAAAUAGCGGAACGAAUACAAUGAACCCUGCCUUAAGCACAAUCGUGAACUUGAAUCGAUUGAAUAUAAUGCGCUUGGCGUUCAGAAAUGCAAUGAUGCUAAUGCUGGGUUAGAAAUGUGCGGUUAAACAGAGUAGACAACUUCUAUUUUCACGUCAAAAAUCUCGUCUUCAACUUCAAGUUAAAACUAUGUAUUUAAUAUUGUUACAUCUAUUUGCAUUCUUAUUUUUAUUUUUAUUUUUUUUUUGGUGAUUUAUGAAAGGGAAAAUCAAUUACUUUCGUCGGUUUCUUUUUUGGCUUAAAGUGUUUCUUGAAUGUGCAAAUUUGAAUUCAACUCUAUAAAAUACAAAUACAUUGCGUCGAAUGAAA